AUGACAGAAAAGACAGGCGUACGUUUUGAAGAGGCGGAGAAGAAGAAGGGGGUUAUUCUGACAUCAAUAGCAGUGUCAUGUGCGGCAUUGGGAUGGUUAACGCGCGGUUGCCCAACUGUAAUGGGCGCUGUAGCCCUAUUGGGCACGUAUUUUUUAACUGGAGAUAGAUACCAGUGGAUCUACAUUUGGAAGCAGACGCAUUACAGGGAUUUUCUAGGUCUGCGUGUCCUUCUAUACACAAUAUUCAGGAUAUGGAUGUGGGAGCGUCAAGGCAAGACGGUGGUCACGAGGUGGGCCGAUGUGGCUCGAAUGAGCCCGAACAAAAAGGCCUUUGUCAUGGACAAUAGGGCUCUCACGUUCCGCGAGGGUGAUGAAUUCAGUAACCGUAUAUCCUGGUACUUCAAGCGCGCAGGAUAUAAACCUGGUGAAGUAAUCGCCUUGUUGAUGGAGACGCAGCCAGAGUAUGUGUUCCUAUGGCUCGGUCUGGCCAAGAUCAGGGUGACCACUGCACUGAUCAACACCAACUUGAAGGGCAGUCAACUGAUACAUUGCCUCAGGAUAGCUGGCUGCAAAGCUGUUAUCUUUGGAGACGAGAUGUCGGAAUCUGUAAAGGAGAUCCAAUCGGAGAUUCCAGACAUCCCACUCUUUCAAUACAACUCUCCGGAUAGAGAGAAGGCUCCUUUCGUCCAGGGUACAUCACACUUGUCCGUCGAGCUGAAGGAAAUGUCUACAGAGCCUGUCAUUGAAACUGAGCAGGCGAAACCAAGGGACACGCUCUUGUAUAUUUAUACUAGUGGGACUACUGGAUUCCCUAAGGCAGCUAUUAUUACAAAUAUUAGAUACCUGUUGAUUCCACUAGGAGUGCAGAGCUCAGCGCAGCUCACUCCAUCCGAUGUGAUAUACGAUCCACUACCUCUUCACCACACGGCAGGCGGAGUUCUUGGCGCAGGUCUUUCUAUAGUUUCAGGGUGUACAGUUGUGCUUAGGAAGAAGUUCUCCGCUUCCAAUUACUGGAGUGAUGCUGCUAAAUAUGGAUGCACGGCUACUCAGUACAUUGGUGAGAUCUGCCGCUACCUCCUCGCAGUGCCUCCUGGUCCUAACGACCGCGCUCACAAAGUCAACGUAAUCUUCGGCAACGGACUAAGGCCGCAGAUAUGGGAAGAGUUUGUUGAAAGAUUUGGCAUCAAAAGAGUCAUGGAGUUCUAUGGAGCUACUGAGGGAAACAGCAAUCUUGUAAAUCUUGACUCAAAAGUGGGAGCCAUUGGUUUCUUGAGUAGGAUAUUCUCAACUAUUUAUCCUCUUACUUUAGUCAAAUGUGAUGAGAUUACUGGUGAAAUCCUGCGAGACAGUAACGGCAGAUGUAUUACUUGCGGUCCUCAUGAACCAGGUCUUCUGCUAGGUAAAAUUGAUGCGAAAAAAGCUAUCCUGACAUUUGCGGGGUAUGCUGACAAAACUGCCUCAGAAAAGAAGAUGGUACGCAAUGUGAGAAGUGAAGGUGACUGUUAUUUCAAUACUGGUGAUGUUCUUGUAAUGGAUCAUUAUGGGUACUUCUACUUCAAGGACCGAACUGGGGAUACAUUCAGGUGGCGAGGUGAAAAUGUAUCAACUGCAGAAGUAGAAGGAGUUAUCAGUUCAUUGAUUGGACUGAAAGAUGCUGUAGUUUACGGAGUCAAGGUACCGAACACAGAAGGAAAAGCAGGAAUGGCAGCUAUCGCUGAUCCAGAGAGAACUUUGGACCUGGCAUCACUAGCCAAAGGUCUUCGUUCCUCACUGCCAGUAUUCGCUCGACCUCUUUUCAUUAGGAUCUUGCCAGAGUCACCACUUACUGCUACUUUUAAGCUCAAGAAGAAAGAGCUGAUGGAACAAGGUUUUGAUGUAGAAAUCGUAAGCGAUCCGAUGUAUUUUAUGGAUCAAAAGACCGGAGAAUAUGUUCCUUUAACUCAGAAGCUGUUUGAUGAUAUCAUGCAGGGUUUAGUGAGACUGUGA
Molecule: messenger RNA, 1986 nt
Organism: Spodoptera littoralis (African cotton leafworm)
Lineage: Eukaryota; Metazoa; Arthropoda; Insecta; Lepidoptera; Noctuidae
Source: the annotation of a GenBank genome assembly